AUGCAAUAUCCGGGUUCGAUAGGUUCGAACCGUUCAAUUGGUUCCAUUUUGAAUUAUGUUAUUCCUCGUACCUCUAGGAUCCUGAACUUUGGAUCGAAAAUCGGAGGUUGUGGCCUAAUGGGCCCGGUUGACCAAUAUGGAAAGUUUGACCACUCGGUUGACCGUGAGUCUUCCGAGGUACUCAGGCUCUACGUACUCAACAGGCAAGACCCUCACUGGGUCAAGCAGCUUUGGACUCUUAAUUGCACCAUGAUAUGUGCCACCCCUUGGAUACUGAUACUUGGAUACGAAUGUUACCCAUACUUGCGAUGUGUUGUUGGCGUGUGGGAGGAUACUGGACACGCUUGGCGGGGUGUGCUGUAG
This is a messenger RNA of Prunus armeniaca (apricot), 363 nucleotides long. The record is from the annotation of a GenBank genome assembly. Lineage: Eukaryota; Viridiplantae; Streptophyta; Magnoliopsida; Rosales; Rosaceae.